GUGGUGUUUGAAUUAUUUUUAAUUUUAAGUGAAACUGUAACAUUUUCAUAGGAUAAAGUAUAUUAUUUCGAGUGCUCACAACUAAGUGCAUACGCUGUACAAGAGUUAUAUCGCACACAGUAACGUUUGAACAUCAGCACAAUGAGUUCAAUCAAUUCCAUCUGCCCCUUCGAGAAACAGGAAGUGAUUUGUAAAAUAUGCGAAGGCACCGACGGAGCAAUGGAAUCAAUUUUCUGCGAGCGAAACGACUACCGACUGUUGAACAAGAUCUUCAAGUCUACCAACGUGAAGGUUCAGCCAGUAUGCGGAAUCCUAUCGCCGAUAUGCGAAUUUUGUCGUACCCGGAUCGAUCAGUUCGAUGACAACUUCCAACCGCGGUGCAAAGAGUACGUAGUGGAGAAGAUCAUUUCCACCGCCCCCGAUGACGAUCCGUUCAACUGUUUGGAUUCUUGCGCUGUCGACCAGCAAGACGUGGUUGGAAAAAGUGAGGAAAUUGCCGAGAAGGCUACGGUAGAACCGUUUAAAAUAGAACCUUACGUGCGGGAAGGUCGAAUAUCUUCUGCAAAUGGAAACAAGGUAAAGGCUGAGCAUUUUGAUAACAUAGAUGUGCUGGUAGAAAUUAAGAAUGAAUCUGAGUUGAGCAGUGAAGAAGAUUGCAGAUCGUCUAAUGGGGAUCUGGGACAUGACAGUCAUCCCACGAUUGAAGAUGAACAGGAUACGAAAAACUGCGCUGUUAUUGAACCGUUGAGAAAGAAGAAGAAAGGUCGACCGAAAGUAGAGUUCCCCUUGAGUGGAAUCAAACAACCUACGAAAUGUAAAGUUUGCAACAAGACGGUGGUCUACUUGAAGGACCACAUGCGGAUACACAACGAGGAAAAAAAGUUCAAAUGUCCUCACUGCGACCGGUCGUUUUCGCAAAGUAACAACCUGAUCUACCAUGUAAGAAAGCAUACGGGAGAGAAACCGUUCGCCUGUGAUAAAUGCGACAAGAGUUUCAUUUGUAAAUCACAUCUGCUGUCACAUUCGCGUACCCACGUCAACGAUCAACCGUUCCAGUGCGAAAUCUGCUCAAGACGUUUCAACCAGGCCUGCAACUUGACUAAACACUUGCGCGUCCAUAGUGGUGAAAAACCGUACAACUGCAACGUGUGCAGUAAAGCAUUUAUGAACCUUUCCAACAUGAAAGCCCACGAAAAGCGCCAUCGAGGGGAGCGGAACUUUACCUGCGAAAUUUGCUCGAAAGGCUUCUACGAUAACCAUCAUCUGGAAAGACACAUGUCGGUUCACUCGAAGGAGAAACAUUUUAAGUGCGUUCGCUGCCCGAAGCAAUUUUCCACUCUGGAAGAACUCAAAGCACACGCAAUACGCCACAAAGACCCAAUGGAGGUCAAUAGCUGUGAUGUUUGCAGUUGGACCUUCACCUCGGUUCACAAGCUCAAUUUGCACCUGAAAUCUCACGAACCAACAUUGCCGGAAGAUGAGCCAGUUAGAUGUGAAACCUGCCUAAAGCAUUUCAAACGAGCAGAACAGUUGGAACUGCACCGGCAGCGCGUACACGGUGACGUCAAGCCCAAGAAGCUCCCCCGGGAGAUCAUUAUCGAUCCGGAAACGGCUGGCAAGCAGUUGGAGGGUCCCUUCCGGAAGCCAUACCGUUGUGAGGUUUGUUCUAGGGAAUUCAACCAGGCCUACAAUCUGAAGGUGCACCUCAAGACACACAUGCUGGGCGAGAAGCUGCAUUCUUGCGACAAAUGUCAACGAUUGUUUCGACGACGAGACCAUCUAGAGGCGCACCAGCGCAAGGCGGAAUGCCUGCCGGAGACGGACCCAUCUCUUGAGGAUGGUACACUGAAACCUAAAUUGGAAGCGGAACAAGUGAACGAAGGAUAUAGCCCACUGAUUGAUUUGCCCCCGGUGGCGGUUCCCGACAGGCAACAGAUAGUGGUUAAGUAUGAAAUUCAAAAUGUGUAA
Messenger RNA from Ochlerotatus camptorhynchus, 1968 nucleotides. Its product is annotated as zinc finger protein 260-like. Gene Ontology annotation, molecular function: RNA polymerase II cis-regulatory region sequence-specific DNA binding; DNA-binding transcription factor activity. The transcript is spliced from 4 exons. Bases 142 to 1968 code for a protein of 608 amino acids. Lineage: Eukaryota; Metazoa; Arthropoda; Insecta; Diptera; Culicidae. The record is from RefSeq and is a predicted model, not a curated record. Gene Ontology annotation, biological process: regulation of transcription by RNA polymerase II.